GCGUCCACCCCACCGACAGCUGAACCGACAGACACGCUGCGGGGUUCGAUGGAAUGUUCUUCUGCUGUAAAAAGAAAAAAGGGUGUGGAGCUGAAAUGAGGUUAGCGGCGGGUGAGAGCCGGGGCACAGGAAGCACGUGACCGCUGAGAGAGGGAGUCCGUUACUGAGGGAGAAGCCUGAAUAACCGACGCUGAGCUGGUGGCAGCUGUCACACAGGCUCACGGGCCCCAUCCCUGCCCUCCUGCCCGGCAGGUGCCGACCUAGGGCCGCCUCGUCCGAGCCCCACGGGGGCAGCCCUCGGCCAAUUCCCAGGGCCCGUGGACACCGCCAGAGAUGGCCCCUUUUGGUUGCUGGGGCCUGCCCACUGCCCUCCUCGCCCUGCUCUGCUGCCCAGCAGACAACUCCAUGGGCAGGGCAGCAGGGAUGUCCAGUGCCCCGUGUCUCGGUCUUCCAGGGUCUGGGGAGAAGGCGUUUGAGGUACACAUGUGGCCGGAGACGCUGGUGGUUGAGCCUGAAGAGUCCCGGGAAGUCAACUGCAGCACCAGCUGUGACCAGCCUGACAAGGGAGGUCUGGAGACGUCCCUAAAUAAGACUCUACUGGCCCACGGACCUAGGUGGAAGUACUACUCGAUCUCAAACAUCUCGAGGGACGUGGUCCUGUACUGCUACUUCAGCUGCUCCGGGAAGCCGCGGCACAAAUUUCUCAACAUCACCGUGUACAAGCCUCCGAAGCAGGUCACUCUGAAGCUGCAGCCCACCUGGGUGGCCGUGGGCAAGUCCUUCACCAUGGAGUGCAGGGUGCCUGCCGUGGAGCCCCUGGAGAGCCUCACCCUCUUCCUGCUCCGUGGCAAAGAGACCUUGCACAUCCAGACCUUUGGGAGGGACAAUCCUGCUCUCCAAGAGGCCACGGCCAUAUUCGACAGCACAGCUCACAGGGAGGACAAACACUACAACUUCUCCUGCCUGGCUGUGCUGGACCUGGAGUCUCGCGGUGGCAGCGUCUUUCGCAGCGUCUCGGAUCCCCAGAUGCUCGAGGUCUAUGAGCCUAUCCGCGACAGCCAGAUGACGGUCAUCGUCGCAGCUGUGUCGGUGCUGCUGUUCCUGUUCGUGACGUCCAUCCUGCUCUGCUUCGUCUUCAGCCAGCGCUGGCGGCAGAGGCGGACUGGCUCCUACGGGGUGCACAGUUCCUGGGUGAGGCUGCAACGGGCCUUCCGGGCACAGCCUGCCUGAGUGGCGUGGCCACUGCCAUGGUGGUCACUGGACCUCAGUGUGGGGCCUCGGGUUUUUGUUCCGG
Microcebus murinus (gray mouse lemur) is the source of this 1294-nucleotide messenger RNA. It is a transcript of the gene ICAM2, whose product is annotated as intercellular adhesion molecule 2. Gene Ontology annotation, cellular component: plasma membrane. Gene Ontology annotation, biological process: cell-cell adhesion. NCBI's taxonomy places the organism in Eukaryota, Metazoa, Chordata, Mammalia, Primates, Cheirogaleidae. The record is from RefSeq and is a predicted model, not a curated record. Gene Ontology annotation, molecular function: integrin binding.